AUGGCCCCCUCCAUCGAAGUCACCUCACCCACCCCAGCCCCUACCGUCGUAUCCGCAAAGGGAGACGUCGAGAAACCAGCCGGGUCAGGGUAUAUCCGUGAGCCACUAAAAUACUCAGGCUCGCUGGACGAGUACAAGAACUUCGACGUGACGCCGGUUAUCGGACGAGAGUUCUCCGAUCUUCAGCUAACUGAUAUUUUGAACGACGAGCAGAAGAUUCGUGAUCUGGCUAUCCUUGUGUCGCGCCGUGGUGUGGUGUUCUUCCGUAACCAGAACCUUGACUCUGAUAAUCAGAAGAUUCUGGGCCAGAAACUUGGUGAGCUAACCGGGAAGCCUGCCACAUCCAAGCUCCACCGACACGCUAUCAACAACAGCAAGCGCAAUAUCACUGUGAACGAGGAUGGCAAACUAGACGAUGAAGUCUCCGUCAUCUCGUCAGAGACGAACCGAAACCUGUAUGGUGACCGGUUCGUGAACAAUACUCGCCACCUUGCAAGCUGGGGAUGGCAUUCUGAUAUAUCCUUCGAGCGUGUCCCCUCAGAUUACGCCAUUUUGAAAAUCACCCAUGUCCCCGAAGACCAGACCGGUGGGGACACACUCUGGGCGUCGGGCUAUGAGGUCUAUGACAGGCUGUCGCCGCCGAUUCAACAGCUUGCGGACUCCUUGACGGCCGUCCACCAUCAGCCAUCAUUCAGCAACAUUGCCAAGAAGCACAGCAUUGAUCUUAUCGAGGGAGACCGAGGUGCCCCUGAAAACACCGGGUUUGACUUCAGCGCUAGCCACCCCCUUGUCCGCACGAACCCAGUCACCGGCUGGAAGAGUCUCUUUGGCGCUGCACACCAAGUAGAGCACGGUUAUGUGGAAGGUGUAACCCACCGCGAGAGCGAGAUUCUCAAGCAAUACUUCCUGCAACUUGUCGCUGAGAACCACGACCUUCAGGUUCGAUUUAAGUGGGGAGCCAAUGACCUCGCUAUUUGGGACAACCGCUCCGUCUUCCACACCGCAACGAAUGAUUUCAGCGGAAGCCGCCAAGGAAACCGGGUCGUCUCUCUCGGGGAGAUCCCUUAUUUCGACCCUGCUUCCAUAUCCCGGCGCGAGGCAUUAGCAGCGGAGGCCUAA
Aspergillus bombycis is the source of this 1119-nucleotide messenger RNA. RefSeq names its product TauD/TfdA dioxygenase family protein. The coding region runs from base 1 to 1119 and encodes 372 amino acids. NCBI's taxonomy places the organism in Eukaryota, Fungi, Ascomycota, Eurotiomycetes, Eurotiales, Aspergillaceae. Gene Ontology annotation, molecular function: 2-oxoglutarate-dependent dioxygenase activity. Gene Ontology annotation, cellular component: cytoplasm. The record is from RefSeq and is a predicted model, not a curated record. The transcript is spliced from 9 exons.